Drosophila elegans is the source of this 1092-nucleotide messenger RNA. Its product is annotated as gustatory and pheromone receptor 39a-like. Gene Ontology annotation, cellular component: membrane. The record is from RefSeq and is a predicted model, not a curated record. Lineage: Eukaryota; Metazoa; Arthropoda; Insecta; Diptera; Drosophilidae. The coding region runs from base 139 to 1092 and encodes 317 amino acids. Gene Ontology annotation, biological process: sensory perception of taste. The transcript has a single exon.
AAACCAAUUAUCGUUUGCAAUGCAAGUGACUGAAAGAUAGUGAAGCACAAAACCUGGCAAUUAGUUUAAUUGGAAUAUUGAUGUUUAACAUGUUGAUAGUUUGCCAGUUAGUUUCGUGAAAUAUUACCAAUAGCACGUAUGGGCAUAAUGAGUCCAAAGUUUUUGUCUUUUCUGCGCUAUCAACGAUAUUUGGGCCUCUCGGAUUUGGACUUUUCCGAUUCGUUGCAAAAGUAUGGGCUCCAUGGUACUUGGAUUUCCAUGGCCACUCAGUCUCUGGUCGCUGGAGUUUUCGUGUCCGCUCUGGUGGCGGCACUGGCCGAAUCCCUAUACUACAUGGACACCAAGUCCGAGAGCGGCAACGCGUAUGACAACGCCGUGAUACUGACCACCUCGGUGAGCCAGCUGCUGGCCAAUUUGUGGUUCCGAUCGCAGCAAGAGUCGCAGGUGACCCUGCUGAACCGCAUUUGCCAGUUGGGGCGACGUUUGCAAUGGGAUCGGCUGGCAAUGCCCCAUCCCCGCCUGUUGUACCGCAUCUGGCUGGCUGUGUGCCUCGGCUAUGGGAUCCUGAUGUUCGGUUUCGGCUUCCAUUGGUUCAAGGACAUGCAGCUGAGCCACGUCCUCACACUUCUGGGAUUUGCAGCUCGUUGCAUUUUGGCCAACUUCCAAUUCACCUGCUACAGCGGCAUGGUGUUAGUUCUGCAAAGGCUACUGCGUGCCCAGGUGGACCAGUUGGAGAACCUGGUGUCCACCAAUGCCAUCUCACCGGCUAAUCUAGCCUGCAGUCUGAGAGCUCACGAUGAGAUCCUGCUGCUUUGCCAACGGGAACUGAUUGCCAUCUACGGCGGAGUCUUACUCUUUCUCUUCAUGUACCAGGUCAUGCAGUGUGUACUAAUAUUCUUCGUCAGCCACUUGGAGGGAUUCCAUUCGGCCAGUGAAAUGGGGCUCAUCUUGUGUUGGCUGGUGCCCAUGCUCUUCUAUCUCGUCCUCCCUUUGGCCGUCAAUGACGUACUUAAUCAGGUGAGUGUAUGUAAACGCUUUAACGUCGUUCUAAUGAAAACAAUUGGAAAACAAUCUGGUGUCCCGACCAAGUGA